GCAAACCCAUACAGCAGCCUUCCCUGUCCCUGUUCCGCUGUUCGCUCCUUUUUCUUCCGUCUUGCUGCCAACCCUUACCCUAAUCGUCUGGAAGCUCUGCCAAUGGCGUACCGUUCCCCUGAUCGAGAAUCAGGAUCCGAACCGCAAACCCCAACGCGCCUUUAUAAUCCUUACAAGGACCUCGAAGUGCCCAUUCGAAACCUAUACCAGCUUCCAACGUCCCCUGAGUAUCUCUUCGUCGAGGAGGCUCGCCGUAAGCGUCGAUCCUGGGGUGAAAAUCUCACCUUUUACACUGGCUGCGGCUACCUUGCGGGCGCCGUUGGUGGUGCCGGUGUUGGCCUCGUCGAUGGGGUGAAAUCUUUUGAAUCCGGCGACACCACGAAGCUGCGGAUAAAUCGUGUCCUUAACGCUUCUGGUCAUUCUGGUCGGUCUUGGGGUAACCGAGUUGGUAUUAUUGGAUUGUUAUAUGCCGGUAUCGAGAGCGGAAUAGUGGCUGUGAGGGACACUGAUGAUGCGUGGAAUAGUGUGGCGGCGGGGCUCGGUACUGGUGCAUUAUAUCGUGCUGCGAGAGGGGUGAGAUCAGCGGCGGUGGCGGGAGCUGUAGGCGGAGUUCUAGUCGGUGUGGCUGUUACUGCUAAGCAGGCGUUGAAACGAUAUGUGCCAAUUUGAGAAGCAGAAAUUUGCUAUGAGAGCCUGUUUAGAUUAUUUUCCAAUGACAAAACAUUUGAGUGUUUGACACCGCACAAAGGAACAGAGACAAGGAAAGGUUACACUGUUAUUGGUUACUGCGUCCAAAUUUAUGGAGAUUAGCUUGCGCAUAGUUCCUGUAAGUGGAUUUGCUUUUCUGUUAAGCGGUUUCUGAUAAAACCAGAAGGCAGCUCUAGGAUCUAUCACUUGUUGCGCUGUCCCCUGCUCCCCUGACAGUAUUUAAACCCUUUCUUAGUGAAUUUACAUGCCUUAUCAUCUCUUAAAGUCUGUUGUGGUAGGUGAUAUAGAAGACUUGUACAUGGAUGGGCUGUUUUCCCUUUCAGAAAAUGUCAGUGUGAUCAUGCAUAUUCUGCUAUGUUGCGGAGUAUUCAUUUGUCCAAUGCAUAUUUUUAGGUUGA
This is a messenger RNA of Neltuma alba, 1106 nucleotides long. RefSeq names its product mitochondrial import inner membrane translocase subunit TIM23-2. Gene Ontology annotation, molecular function: transmembrane protein transporter activity. The record is from RefSeq and is a predicted model, not a curated record. Gene Ontology annotation, biological process: protein import into mitochondrial matrix. The coding region runs from base 103 to 669 and encodes 188 amino acids. The transcript is spliced from 2 exons. Gene Ontology annotation, cellular component: TIM23 mitochondrial import inner membrane translocase complex. NCBI's taxonomy places the organism in Eukaryota, Viridiplantae, Streptophyta, Magnoliopsida, Fabales, Fabaceae.